AUGGGUCUCAACCAGAGCUACAUGUAUGAUCCAUAUUGGCAGCAGUAUUUCAACAACUAUGGCAUACUAGGAGGUGUUAGUACGCCUAUCUAUGAUGCUCUACAACAGGAAGAUGAUGCUGUAUCAGGUAUUCCAGUGGUCAAAUUUUGGGAUUUGGAUUCCUUGAAGCCUAUCGAAGGAGCGGAUGAUAUCAUUGUACCCACAUUGCUUCGUACCAUCAAAAUACAGCAUGGCGGAAAGACCUAUCCAGUAUCCACAUUUGCCAUUCUAGAAAACAUGUCUCAACUGGCUAUCGGUUUAGCAAACGGCGUGGUUAUAUUGAUUCGUGGUGAUCUCUCCAAAGACAAGACCACCAAACAGAAAGUGAUCUACGAGGGAGAGGAGCCUAUCACUGGGCUUGGAUUCAGAGAGCAAACGAAAUCCACCAUUCUAUUCAUUGUGACAACCAGCAACAUCAUGUCCUAUAACACAACAGCAGUAAAGCCUGCGGUCACCAUAUUGGAUGAACAGGGCUGUGGGUUGGGAUGUGCUGUCAUGAAUGAUCAGCAGGAAAUGGUGGUGGGCCGUGAUGAGGCUAUUUACUUGUAUGACCCCACGGGCAGAGGACCUUGUUUUGCAUAUGAUACACCCAAAUCAUCACUGACUUGGUUCAAAUCAAGCUACCUGGUCAUAGUGUCUCCUCCUGUAACAACAUCUGCUAAUUUACCCAGUGGUGCUCGUGCUUCUCUCAAUUUUAAUCCCAAAAGAACAUCAUCAAACGAGCUCACAAAGAUUGCUAUUUUCGAUACAGCCAACAAGUUUGUUGCCUAUGUGGGUACGUUUUUGGGUGGCAUUCGAGGCAUAUUUUGCGAGUGGAAUUCGAUCUGGGUUGUGGGCAUGGAUGGCAAAUUGUAUCAUUUGGAUGAAAAAGACACGCCCACAAAGCUCGAGAUUCUGUUCAAACUGAACUUGUAUGUGUUGGCUAUCAACCUGGCUCAUAUGCAAAAGUAUGACGAUACCAGUAUAUCCGAGAUUUUCAAAAAGUACGGUGAUCACCUGUAUAACAAGGGUGAUUACGAUGGAUCCAUGGAGCAGUACAUACGAACAAUUGGACAAUUGGAGCCAUCCUAUGUGAUUCGAAAGUUUCUGGAUGCACAGCGCAUCUAUAAUCUGACCAGCUAUCUUCAUGAGUUACACGCCAAAGGACUAGCAAACGCAGAUCAUACAACACUGCUACUGAAUUGCUACACGAAACUGAAGGAUGUUUCUCGCUUGGAUCAAUUCAUCAAAACCGAUACAGACCUGAAGUUUGAUUUGGAGACAGCCAUCAGCGUGUGUCGACAAGCUGGCUACUUUGAACAUGCCAUCUACUUAGCCGAAAAGUUUCAGGAACAUGAUAUGUAUCUGGAUAUUGUGAUUGAGGACAUGAAAAAGUAUGACACGGCAUUGGCCUACAUCAAGAAACUGGGUCCAUACGAAGCCGACAAGAACCUUCAAAAGUAUAGCAAGACCUUGUUGAGUCAUUUACCCGACGAAACAACACAGCUAUUAAUCGAACUCUGCACGGGUACGCUUCCGUUAGCUACCAUCCACAAGCCGUCUACACCGACAGAUCCCAAGUCUCCUGCUCCUAGCGACAAUACCAGAGCCCUCUCCAAUCUACCUUUCGGUGGCCCUUUAGCAGGAGACAGUUCAUCCAUCUUUAGCGAAAACAGUUCGACGUUGCACAACAACAGUAGCUCACAAACACCCACACUGAGCAGACUGGCGCAGACCAAACAUGCCAGUGGCCGCUUGAGCUACUCUCCACCCUCUCCACGCAAAUUCAUGCCUGCUUUUGUAGAUCGUCCAAACUACCUCACCACAUUCUUGGAAUCAGUGUUUGAGAAACUAUGGGGCACUGCCAACAACAGCAGCUCAUCACCAACUACAUCAACAACUGCCGGCGUAGCAUCUCCUGUCUCUGACAACGCCACUAUUGUCAACGGGUUGCGCCAUUGGUCUUUGCAAGAGCAAGAGGAACGCAAGACGAUUUGGAAUACCUUGUUGGAACUGUAUUUGAUGGAUGAUAUCAAGGAACCUACUUCAGCUCGUGAGAGACAGAAACGCAAGCGCGAAUUCCGACAAAAGGCAUUGACAUUGUUGCAUGAUGAGUCUGUUCAUUACGAUACCAACCAAGCAUUGGUGCUCUGUCAACUGAAGCAAUUUGAUGAGGGUAUUGUGUAUCUGUAUGAAAAGACGGGCAUGUAUACGGAUAUUUUGCGUUAUUGGAUGGACAAGGGCAAUACAGAUCGUGUGAUUGAAGGUGUCAGAAAAUACGGACCCAAAGACUCUUCGUUAUACCCUAUGGUGCUGACAUACUUUUCAUCUACGCCUGAAGUCAUGGCCAAGUCGACUGAGGAAUUAGCCUCUGUCAUGAAGCAUAUCGAUGAAAAGGAUUUACUGCCUCCUAUCCAGGUUGUACAGGCUUUAUCAAGAUCCAAUGUAGCGACCAUUGGUUUACUCAAAGAAUACAUUGGUAAAAAGAUUGAGCAUGAGCAUGCUGAAUUGAAGCAAAAUGAAGAGUUGAUAGAAAGUUAUCGCGCAGAAACCGAGAAACGCAGAAAAGAGAUUGAAGAAUUGCAAACCAGCGCUCGUAUCUUCCAAGUUCAAAAGUGCUCAGGCUGUGAGGGUAAUCUGGAUCUUCCUGCUAUCCACUUUUUGUGUCGACAUUCUUAUCAUCAACGUUGUAUUGGCGAUAAUGAGCGAGAAUGUCCCCAAUGUGCUAUUCAUCACCGUAUGAUUAGCGAAAUCAGAAGAACACAGGAAGCAAAUGCUGAUCGCCACGACUUGUUCUUUGAGCAACUGGAUCAUGAAGAGGAUGGAUUUGAUGUGAUUGCGGAUUACUUUUCCAAGAAUACCAUGGCAUUUGCCAAACUGAUCGACUAA
Mucor velutinosus is the source of this 2907-nucleotide messenger RNA. RefSeq lists its product as uncharacterized. Gene Ontology annotation, biological process: vesicle-mediated transport; vacuole organization; endosome organization. The record is from RefSeq and is a predicted model, not a curated record. Gene Ontology annotation, cellular component: HOPS complex; endosome. Bases 1 to 2907 code for a protein of 968 amino acids. NCBI's taxonomy places the organism in Eukaryota, Fungi, Mucoromycota, Mucoromycetes, Mucorales, Mucoraceae. Gene Ontology annotation, molecular function: protein binding; protein-macromolecule adaptor activity. The transcript has 8 exons.